CUUGUCGCUGCAAUUUGUUUCUUUGGCUUUGUUCUGUUACGUUUUUGUUCAAUCUGUAGAUAUUAACAAAUGUGUGUGAAGUGAAUAUAGAAGUUAUUUUCGUAAUACCAAAAACGUCUGGUACUGCAAUAGCAUGUAUAUGAAACGGAAUACAAAUAUUGAAACGAGCCACUGUAUGAACUGUAUUCAAGCACAAAGAAAGUCCAAUGACUACGGCAAUUAAACAUAAUUACAAGUAUAUUAAGAAAUACCUUUCGAUAAGUAACGUGGAGUACUACUUGUGAUGCCAAAGGAACGCUGACUGAAGUAUGCCAGCUCAGCCAGUACUUGACCUGUUAUAAACUUUCGAAAGCAAAUGUGAUCAGAAAUAAUAUAUAUUAUUUCAAUUAAGAAUUAAGAAUUAGGAUUUAAAUUCAACUUGCAAAGAAGUUGUUAAGAAAGACAAAAUGCAACAGCACAGUAGCGGACUUAGACCUACAUUGCUUUUUAGCUUUAUAUUAACAUUUUCAGUACUGCCAUAUACUUUUGCGCAGACUGUGGCAACCCAAAGACUAACAGUUUCAACUCACGACCUCACUGUUUUGGUCAACAAGACUAAGGAAUUUGUUGUACAUUCUAACGAACCAUUGGAUGAAGACCAUAAAAUUACUUUGAUAAGACAACAUGAAAAUUUAGUACAACUUGAACCAAUUGAAUUUGAUUUAAGUGCGUCGAGUCCACAAAUUGAUCAGACUAUAACUGUUGUAGGAUUACAUCCAGGACAUUUAGAGAUCACAGCAGUUAGUGUGCCUAAUAAAACGUCACUUAUUGCGGAUCUGUUUGUACGAGUUACGGUCGCCAAUUCAGAAGCUAUAAUCUAUACAUCGCUAAUAUUUGGCUGGAUUUAUUUUGUUGCUUGGUCUAUUUCCUUCUAUCCGCAGAUAUAUAUUAAUUUUAAACGUAAAUCUGUUGUGGGUCUUAACUUUGAUUUUGUCAUAUUAAAUAUUGUGGGCUUUACGUUGUACAGUAUAUUUAAUUGUGGCUUGUAUUGGAUACCUGAGAUACAAGCCGAGUAUGCAAACCGUUAUCCACGAGGUGUCAAUCCAGUAAUGCUGAAUGAUGUAGUAUUUUCACUACAUGCCAUGGCAGCUACACUGAUUACAAUAUAUCAGUGUUAUGCAUAUGAGCGUGGAGAACAAAGGGUUUCAAAAACAGCUAGCGGACUAUUAGGCAUAUUUGCAUUAUUCAUCAUUAUAUCUGUGGGUCUAGCUGCUGGUAGUGUUAUACAUUGGUUAGAUUUUCUGUACUACUGCAGUUAUGUUAAACUGACUAUAACCAUAAUCAAAUAUGUGCCGCAAGCACUUAUGAAUUAUCGCCGUAAGAGCACAGUUGGUUGGAGUAUUGGAAAUAUUUUAUUGGACUUCACUGGUGGUACACUUAGCAUGUUGCAAAUGAUUUUGAAUGCCUAUAAUUAUGAUGAUUGGGUGUCUAUAUUUGGUGAUCCAACCAAAUUUGGACUGGGUCUGUUCUCAGUGCUUUUCGAUAUAUUCUUCAUGCUGCAACACUAUGUUUUCUACAGAAAUGCCCAGCCCUAUGAUGUACUACCCGGAGUUGAUAACUUAAGAAACGAUUAUAAUAAUUUGGCGCCAAAUUCAAAUCCUGAACCAACAACUCAAAACAGGGAUCCGAACUCAGUAAUUGCCUAGCAGUUCCAUUUUGCGCACGAGAAACAUUUAUAAAACUGAUUUAAAAUGUGUUUAAUGUAAAUUUAAUUUAAAUUUUUAUAUCUCAGAGAUAUAUCGUUAUUAUGUAAUUGUAACCGUCUGUGUUAGAUACGUGAUUCAUUAGUGGAAUAUAUUUAAUGAUGUCAAAAUUAAAUUUAUAUAUAACAUAUUUUAGUUUAAU
Teleopsis dalmanni is the source of this 1884-nucleotide messenger RNA. It is a transcript of the gene Ctns, whose product is annotated as cystinosin homolog. Gene Ontology annotation, cellular component: lysosomal membrane. Gene Ontology annotation, biological process: L-cystine transport. Bases 447 to 1685 code for a protein of 412 amino acids. Lineage: Eukaryota; Metazoa; Arthropoda; Insecta; Diptera; Diopsidae. The transcript is spliced from 10 exons. The record is from RefSeq and is a predicted model, not a curated record. Gene Ontology annotation, molecular function: L-cystine transmembrane transporter activity.